Cutaneotrichosporon cavernicola is the source of this 1896-nucleotide messenger RNA. RefSeq lists its product as uncharacterized. Gene Ontology annotation, cellular component: nucleus. Gene Ontology annotation, biological process: DNA-templated transcription. The record is from RefSeq and is a predicted model, not a curated record. NCBI's taxonomy places the organism in Eukaryota, Fungi, Basidiomycota, Tremellomycetes, Trichosporonales, Trichosporonaceae. Bases 1 to 1896 code for a protein of 631 amino acids. Gene Ontology annotation, molecular function: DNA binding; zinc ion binding. The transcript has 10 exons.
AUGGACGGGUACGCUUCUUGCGCGCGUGUGACCGAUGUCGAACUCGCAAAAUCAAAUGCGGAAAUGAAAAUCCAUGUGCAAAGUGCGUCGCCGCUGGCGCUGCAUGCUCGUUCUCCACAUCGAUUGGAACCUCCCGCACGGUUCUGUCCACCAACGAACAACCAAACCGCGGCGAUGACCAACCUCACGUAUCUCCUAGCUCUGGACCUUCUUCAAGAAGGAUCGCCCGCUGAACCAACACGAAACCGUUCUGGAGGAACGGAUGACGCAGAGUACUUUCCUGGACGCGGACUGGCCCCCAACACCUCUGACGACCAGUUGCUGAGUAUGGUUUCAGAGAUCAUUCCUCCAGAUUUAAUGAGCGAGCUGCUGCGCGUGUUCUUCAGCACUGUCCACCCGGUCUGGCCGAUUCUCCACAUCCCGUCAUUCUUUGCCGACCUGUACCGGUGGGACAGCCACUCCUUCGCGGCACUGGUCGUCUCCAUGUGCAUGUUGGCCUCGCGCUAUGUGGACGACCCGAGGGUCCGCAAAGAGGCCAGUAACCCCGCAACAGCAGGCCUGGGAUACUGUGAUCUGUUCAGUCGCCUCAUUGACCACGCCAUCCAUAGCGACAAUGUCAUCUACGCCAUUCAGAGCCGGUUCUUUGGAUCCAUGUUCCACUCUGUCGACAACGUCCCUCACCCUGUCGCUCAGGGCCUCGUGGCGGAUGCGCUCUCACGCUCUCUUGACGGGGGCUUACAUCGAUCCGUUUCAUCAACCGUUCUAGGAAGCUCCAUCCUGCGGGAGAUUCGAGCUCGCACGGCUUGGGCGGUUUACGCUUGGGAUCACCAGAUUGCAGCGUUCUGCGGUCGACCUGCGGGCAGCACGCUGUGGGACUAUGAUGUACGCCUGCCUGAACCAUUCGAGGAGGACGGUUCGGACCAACCGAUGGAGAACGACGCCAGUCACGUUACCACCUUUUGCCAGUUGAUCCAGUUGUCCGCCUUGCUCGAAGCGACCUUCUUGGCCUCGGUUCAGCACCCGGUGGUCGCCAACUCGACCUUCCUCACCGACCUCUCGCGCCACCUGCGGCCGGAUCUGGACGAUACGUACAAACUGGACAAGGUGAUGGCGAACCUGAGAAAGUGGCGCACAACCGCUCCACCUCAGUUCAGCGAAGCGUCGCCCAAGAAUCGGGCCGCUCAGCGUCACUACUCCGUUGCCACAGAGCAGAUUGCUGCACUCGACCAAAUGAUCCAGCUCAUGGUGGCCUCACGCCAUCUGCAGCUCGAGACAUUGAGUGCCGAACCAGCCAAAGACAAGCUCGAGGCGUUCCGUGCCACCAUCCUCACCCACGCUCGUGACAUGACGACCAUCGUUGUACAACUUGGCGCCUCCAACCAAUUGGCAAAGUGCGACAUCACCAACAGUUCCCAGGUCGAAGAAGCCACCAAGAUUCUGCACGCCACCUCGGUUGUUCUUCGACACUUCGUCUCCGUAUUCUCAGUUGCACUCGGCGCUGCCGAGGUCUUGGACGAGACUAUCCGUGUGUGCCGUGUCCCAACACCGCAAGCUGCUACGCGCGGCAACCAGCCCUCCACUAACCGCUACGCGUGGUAUCGGCCAAUCAUCCAUCACGACAGCAAAGCUGCGCCGUCUCCGUCGGCAUACGCACAUGCUCAACCGAGUUCAUCCCGCGACGGGGCUCCAGGAAGCGCGCCACCCGACGUGUCUCUCGCCACCACUCUGUCGAUGAAUGACCUCUCACCAUUCGACGUCUCGUUUGCUUUCGGCGGCAACAUGCCCAUGCCCACUCUCGAUCAAGUGGACGGGGCCCACGGCGGAGAGACAGACUUCCUCUGGUUGUUGCCUGGAGGGGAAGCCAACCUACCCUACUACUUUCCCCCCUCUGUUUGA